Fraxinus pennsylvanica is the source of this 663-nucleotide messenger RNA. NCBI's taxonomy places the organism in Eukaryota, Viridiplantae, Streptophyta, Magnoliopsida, Lamiales, Oleaceae. The record is from the annotation of a GenBank genome assembly.
AUGGAUGAAGAGGAGCACGAGGUGUACGGCGGAGAAAUCCCUGACGAAACUGAAAUGGAAGGCGAUUUGGAUCCUAACAACGUCGACGUCGAUAUGUCAGUCGCCGAUGAUGACGCUAUCAAGGAAUUGGAUGAGAUGAAGAAGCGAUUGAAGGAGAUGGAAGAGGAGGCUGCGGCGCUUCGUGAAAUGCAGGCGAAAGUUGAGAAGGAGAUGGGUGCUGUUCAAGAUCCUGCUAGUGCUGCUGCUCAAGCAAGCAGGGAGGAGGUUGAUUCACGGUCUAUUUUUGUUGGCAAUGUUGAUUAUGCAUGUACUCCUGAGGAAGUUCAGCAGCAUUUCCAGUCAUGUGGAACUGUAAACCGUGUUACUAUUUUGACCGAUAAGUUUGGGCAGCCUAAAGGUUUUGCAUAUGUGGAAUUUCUCGAGCAAGAAGCUAUUCAAGAGGCCCUCAAGCUGAACGAAUCUGAACUGCAUGGACGUCAAUUGAAGGUGACAGAAAAAAGAACUAAUGUUCCUGGAAUGAAACAGUAUCGUCCAAGGCGCUUCAAUCCUUAUUUAACAUAUAGAUACAGGAGGCCUUAUGUACCACCUUAUUUCUAUUCUCCUUAUGGUUACGGGAAAGUUCCAAGGUUUCGGCGACCGAUGCGCUACAUGCCUUACCAAUGA